Messenger RNA from Lethenteron reissneri (Far Eastern brook lamprey), 3493 nucleotides. Its product is annotated as neutral cholesterol ester hydrolase 1-like. Gene Ontology annotation, molecular function: carboxylic ester hydrolase activity. Lineage: Eukaryota; Metazoa; Chordata; Hyperoartia; Petromyzontiformes; Petromyzontidae. The record is from RefSeq and is a predicted model, not a curated record. Gene Ontology annotation, cellular component: membrane.
CCCCGCCACCCACUCCCACAAUCUCCCCCCUCUCUCACUGCGCGCUCUCUCUCUCUCUCUUACACUCCCGGUCUCGCCGGGCUCAUCUUCACUCGUUCGCAUUUCGCCGGGUGCGCGGAGCAUUGGAUUCCCUCUCCCCCAAUCUCGUCCUCUCCCCGGCUCCGCUCUCCUCUGCUCCCAUCUUGUCCACUCUUCUCCUUUUGAACUCCCCUCCUCUUACUCUCUACUCCCCUCUUCCUCUGUUUCCCACCACUCCUAACUCCUAUCUCUACUCCGCUCUCAUCUCUACUCCACUCCCCCCUCUGCUCCACUCCCCUCUGCGUUGCACUCUCCCAUCUCUGCGCCUCUCUCACCCGACCGCCACCUGACUCGAUCCAUCAUCAUCAGCAGCAGCAGCUGCGUCGUCUGUGGUCGCGCCGGGGCUGUGGGGAGGAGCGGGGGUCCCGCCUGCAGGAUGGGAGCCGUCCGCGUGUGCUCGCUGCUCUCCGCGCUCUUGCUGCUGGGCGCAAGCUACUACCUGUACCGGCCCCUCCCCGAGUCCGUGGCCGAGCCGUACAAGCUGAUGAUGCUGGACGCCGUCUUGCGCACCGCCAAUCACGUGGCCGCUCUGGGCAAGCUUCUGCGACUGGUCGACCCGGAGGUGGUCCUGCGCAACGUGGUGCCCCGCGUGCCCGCUCGCUCCGACGCGUGGGUGACGGUGCGCGACACCGAGAUGGGCGGGGUGCGCGUGCGCGCGUUCGCGUCCUCGCACGCCGCGGGGCUCAAGCGCGGCGUCAUCUACCUGCACGGCGGAGGAUGGGCGUACGGAACCACGCAGGACGUUGGCAACGACCACCAGUGCCGUGAAGCGGCACGCCGACUCGACGCGGUCGUCAUCUCCGUGGAGUACCGCCUGGUGCCGGAGCACCGCUUCCCCGUGCCGCUGGAGGACUGCCUGAGCGCCACGCGGCACUUCCUGCGGCACGACACGCUGGCGGCCUUCUCCGUGGACCCCGCACGCGUCGCCAUCUCGGGGGACAGCGCCGGCGGGAACCUCGCGGUGGCCGUGGCUCUGCAGCUGGCGCGGGAGUCCAAGGAGGGCUCGGCGAGCCUCAAGCUGCAGGCGCUCAUCUACCCGGUGCUGCAGGCGCUCGACUUCCAGACGCCGUCGUACCGGGACAACGCUCACGUGCCCAUCCUGUACGCACGCACCAUGGUGCGCAUGUGGCUCGAGUACCUGGGCGGGGACGUGGCGCUGACGGACGCGCUGCUGGAGAACGCGCACUCGCGCCACGUGCUGCUCGACCCCAGCGGCCCCGGCGCCUUCGUGGACUGGCGCUCGCUGCUGCCGUCCCGCCGGCCGCGUGGCCCGGAGCCCCCCGAGGGCCCCGCGCGCCCGGACAUCCUGGCCAAGAUCCCGGCGCUGCUGGAUCCCAGGGCCACGCCACUUUUGGCCGACGACGAUUGGCUGCGCAUGCUGCCGCUCACAUACGUGGUGACGUGCGAGCACGACGUGCUGCGCGACGACGGCGCCCUGCUGGUGGCGCGUCUGGGCCCCCUGGGGGUCCCCGUGCAGCACCAGCACCUGGGGGACGGCUUCCACGGCGUCUUCUCGCUCGUGCAGCAGCCCCUGCUGCACUUCGACAUCGGCGUGCGCACCGUGGACAUGUACAUAGCCUGGCUCGACGAGCACCUCUAGGACAACCGCCACCUUCUACCGCUCACCUCUCACCCCUCACCCACCACCUCCUACCGCUCACCCCUCACCCACCACCUCUUACCGCUCACCUGCCACCCCUCACCCACCACCUCCUACCGCUCACCUGCCACCCCUCACCCACCACCUCCUACCGCUCACCUCUCAUCCCUCACCCACCACCUCCUACCGCUCACUUCUCACCCCUCACCCACCACCUCCUACCGCUCACCUCUCACCCCUCACCCACCACCACGUACCGCUCACCUAUCACCUGCCGCCUCAUACCACUUACCUCUCACCCGCCACGUCAUACCAUCACCUCGGAAUCAGAUCAGACAACACAAAGGAGAUGGAACAGAUCAGACGACACAGAGAUGGGAGUACAAACAAGACAGCAAACACAAGACAAGACCCAUUGAGGAAAACGCAAAGGAGACGGUGACCGUACAGAUGAAACGGUGCAAAUCAGACAGUGUGGGACGUUGCAAAUGAGACCGAUAUUAUCAGUCCUGUUCAUAAGGUGACCUGAAUCGUUGCGCUGUAUCAACGCACAGAGGGCCUGCGUGUCUAUCGUUCGAUGUAAUUUGGUGCAGCUUUUCUGUUUACACCGCAAGACGACCGCGUCAGGGCGCUCUGGGUUAGGUGACCAAGCUAGGCUCUGCGUCAAGAUGAUUGUGUCUGACUGGGUGAAAGGACCAUAUUGUAUAAGACUCUUAAGGAUCAAUAAAUAUGUCAGGUUCUGGUUUAAAAUACUAUAUAACACCGUUAAGAUGACUGCUUUCGACUCUUGGUUUUAACAGCUAUGUCCGUCUCUGUUAAGAUGAAUAACUUGGACAACUCAUUUAAGAUGAUUAUUAGAUUCUGGCUGAACAUGGCUGCGUGUUUUCUGGCGGUCGGUUAAAAUAACUCGCGUUAAACACUGGGUUAAGCAGAUCGAUUUAGUCUGCUACGUUUUUUAAUGUAUGUGUGUUUGGCUGUAAGGUUUUGUCUUACUGUGUUUAAACUCUGGGUUAGGCAUCUGUGUACGACUGCGUGUUAAGGUGUCCGAGUUAGACUCUGGGGUUAAGUCGAUGGUGUGUUAGAUUUGGGGUUAUUAAUGAAUGCGUCGUAUUGUUGUGGGUUACCACUGUGGCCAUGCGUCCGUCUCCGACUCUUGUUCAUGAAUGAACGUGUUCGCUGGGGUUAUAUCGCGGUCGUUUUGUCCCCCCCCCCUCACCUCCUGUUGGCCGACCCACAGACCCCUGUCCCGCACGCAUCUAAUCAGCUAAUCGCAAUGUCUCCAUUGCAUUCUCUGAUUUUUAGAUGAAUAAAAACAUCAUAAUAUUGUGGCCACAUUCCACAUUUUGGAUGAUCCGAAAAGAUGUUUCGGAUUGUUCUGAAAUAUGUCACAGAGUUUGCUGCCUAAAGAGACGCCAUUUUGAUUAUACUUGACGUCACGUUUGCUUAAAUUGUUAAAAACCUAAAACAAUAUGGCAUUCGAAUUAUUGCUUUACUUAAUAAAAUUCAACUGUUCAUAUUUAAAAUUGUCAACAUGGUUAUAUUUUGUGUAUACAACUACAUGUUAUUAAAAUAUGAUGCAUUUUCAUCUGGAUAUACGAAGCAAAAGCCAAAGUCAGGCGAAAGAAAAUCAGAAAUUCAUCCCAAAUAUAUGUGUCGACAGCCUAUCACUGGUAUGUUAUUGCACUUUCCACGUGCUUUUGUUUACCUUGAUACAUUAAUCAGAUAAUCAAUUGCAAUGGAAACAUAGCCUGUGUGCAAUUACUGCAAAGUGAAAAGUAAAUUAAAGCGAUUGAAUGCAAAAUACAAAUAUGAACU